AUGAUUAUACAGAAUAAAAGACAGCAAGAUGUGUUCAUCAUUGAAGCAGAAGUGACUACGCCUCAGGGUCGCCUGCCUAUAGUGCAAACCUCCAAAGUGAGUUGUAGUGGAGAUGUACUUCCCUCGCUUGCUGGGACUUUCACAUUUCUCCUUCCUGCUGACAUCCCAGGAACCUUCCACAUUAACUUCAAGUUCAAAUCACUAGGCCAGAUUGGCAAUUGUGGUUUUGAUGAAGUGUUGGUUGAUGAAAUUAAAACCUAUGUGGUGACCCAUUAUCAACAUAAGAACUUGUCUGAUUACUGUGACGGCCACUUUGUGCCUGCAGUGGAGGUGCCCGUGGCUAAGAAACAACUUGUGGGUAAGUGUUUUCAUAAAAAAAAUAUAUUGUACUGUUACUAGCAUGUACAUGCAUAGUAUAAGCACCAUUAGGUGAUAAAUAUUAAAUUUAAGAAUCAUAAAUACACUCUGUAAUUCUUUUUUUAAAAAAAUGGACCCACUGUACAACUGUCAUUUAUACAACUUAUACAAUCUAUUCUGUACUGAGUACAUGUACGUGUCAAUAGCCAAGGGUCAAUCAAAUAAAGGAGAAGUAAUUCAAGAAUUUCAAUUUCUUUCCACUGCAUGAUAACAGCCCCGUAAAUGGCAAAAUGUCAUCCAGUUUGUGCAGCACAAUAUUCUUCAACUUUUAUGUACACUGUACUUCAUACUUGUGCUUCAUACUAAUGUUUGGUGGAAUACAAUGUACAGUACAUACUGUUAUGAUAUCAUUGUGUUAUUUUUUGCCUCGUAUACGUCACGUGACACAAUCCUUUGUAACCCAGACCUCGUGGUCAGGUGUGCGCUUUUGGACAAUCCGAGAUUAAAAGCUUGUUGAUGUUUGAGCUUGUUUGUUGUCCUUCGUCCAUCAUAACACAUACAUGGUGUAUGUAGUAAUAAUUAAUUAUAAUAAUACCCUUCAAGUCACAGUAUUUACAUACAAAUUCUCCAGUUCUCCGUGCAUGUACAUUUUCUUUAAGCAUAGAGAGACUGUGGUAUUAAGAAGAUCAAAGUAUUUUCCCUUUGGUGAUUUUUAUUAAUGUCGUUACUUCUGUCGCCAUAACCUUUUCUCUUGGUGAUUGUAAUUGGUGUUGUCUAUAAGGAAAAAAUUGACAUUGGUCAAUCUUUUGACUUACAGCAAGCUUCCAUGUAUCUUCAACGUUCUUAUAGUAAAAUGUUGGCAUAAUUAGUUGUAUAAUUACCUUAUAGGUAUACUUGGAACACCUGAAGUUCAAAGGAUCAUCAACUAUUUCCAAGUUCUUGUAGAAAAUGGUAUUGGAUAAUCACUAAUUUACAGUCUUCUUACACUUUAUACAUGCACCAAUAUAAAUUGUUUACUUAAUCAGAAUGCUUUUUAAGGUGGUGCUCAUUAAAAAUAUGCUAAAAAGAGUAAAACCUGUCAAGCUUCCAUCACAAGCAUUGCAUUAUUAACUAUAGUUUUAUGGGCAAAAUUUUUGUUUGCAUUCUUAAUAAUUACUUAUUAAUCUGGAAUUAUAUUUGACCCUUCCAUUUUGUUUUUUUUUCUUGUUUCUUGUCUUAUGCAAAUUUUGUUUUUAUAAUUUUCACAACUCUUAUUUGUUAAUGCUUUUAGGUGCCUUUGACUGUUUUAAGCGAGAUCAGCGUCGUCUUCUUCAACACAUGCAUGCCAACUGCUAUGAUGCGCAUUUCCAGGAUUUGAUCCUCGCUAUUCAGCUGGAGGUACCCAUUACUGACCGUUUGUUGAUAAAAGUGUUGACCCAAAAAAUGACCUUUACAGAUUACAUUUCUAUCUGUAAACUAUUGACAAACUUCUCUGUUACAUCAAUAGUGAUGGUUAUUCAGGUUUUUUAAAAAACCUUUGAUGUGACAAAUCAUGAGCUUUUCCUCAAGAAAGCAAUAAAUUUAUGGAACAGUAGAAUGGUUUAGGUCACAUCUUACGGGCAGGAAUAAUAUGUUUGUGUAAAUGGCUAUUGCUCCUACAGUCAACAGCCACUACAGGGAGUUCCUCAAGGAUCCCUCCUGGAGCCUAUUCUUUUCCUUAAUUUUGUAAACGACAUAUCUUUGAGUCUGCGUGACCCUACACUUGGCUUUAGUAAUAUUGUUUUUGUUUAAAUGUUUGUUUGUUUUCUUUUUACACAGGAAAGCCUUUUGUUGUACCAAAUGGGAAAUCUUGAAGGGUGUAAGCAAUUGAGCGAAGAUGUGUGUAACCAAGCAGUAAAGUUCAACUCACCCAACUACAAUGUCAUUGCUGGAAAGGCCAAAAGUGUUUUGUCCGGUGCUUACAAACAGGAAAGGAGGUUUACUAAGGCUGAAGAAGUUUUGGAGACCUCUACAGAGGUUGGCAACUAAACACCUCUAUUGCACCAUGUUAGAAGAGAAUUCUUGGAUUCUGGAUUGCAUUCUGCUGGUUCUGGAUUCCAGGGACUGCAUUCCAGUCUGUCUGUGGAACUAGGAUUCUGGAUUCCAAUGUUUAGUGGGAUUCCAGAUUCCUUGAGCUGUAUUCCAGAUUCCAACACCAAAAAUUCCAAAUUCCACAAGUGGAAUUUUCCCGGUUGUAGGAUCUGGAUUCUAUUACAUGGGGCGACUUCCGAGUAACAUUAUGAAUGGUUAUUCUGUUGAAAAGUAACGAUCUGAAAAUUAAUUUGAAAAUGUGUUCUUUUGCAGCUGUUAGAGGCAGUUGUUCCCGGAGAAGAGACUGCUGUUAACCGCACGUGUGUCGCUGCCCUGUUCUCUGAGAAAGCUGCUGUUGUGGGAAUCACCAAAUUGGAGGAAAAGAAAAUGAAGAAAGCCAUGAAAGCUGCUUUAAUCCAUUAUGGGCACCAACGUGAUCGAGGUCUGAACACGAAUGCGCGUGGUCCAAGGCGAUCAUUAAUCAGAUCAAUUUUCUAUUACCUUCAUUCUACUAGAGGAAGGGCCACUAAUCUGCAGAUCCCGGUAUCUGAUAAAGUCAUGUCAGCGGUGGAAACCUUCAUUCGAAAUUUCAGCAGAGAUUUUCUUAAUGACUGCCCCAUGAGAGACAAGGCACUGUUUUACAAUGCACUGGGAGACUUGCAUGCACAAAAAGGAGAGUAUGAGCAAGGUGAGUCACUACUGUUACAGUUAGUUGUCACAAUCUACUUACAAAGUGAAUAG
Porites evermanni is the source of this 3147-nucleotide messenger RNA. Lineage: Eukaryota; Metazoa; Cnidaria; Anthozoa; Scleractinia; Poritidae. The record is from the annotation of a GenBank genome assembly.